Messenger RNA from Pogonomyrmex barbatus (red harvester ant), 1287 nucleotides. Its product is annotated as small ribosomal subunit protein eS10-like. The record is from RefSeq and is a predicted model, not a curated record. Lineage: Eukaryota; Metazoa; Arthropoda; Insecta; Hymenoptera; Formicidae. Gene Ontology annotation, cellular component: cytosolic small ribosomal subunit. Gene Ontology annotation, molecular function: structural constituent of ribosome; RNA binding.
CGAGAAGUGUUCCAAACCUAUCAUAAUUUGUAAAGAUGGCGAAGAUGUUUCAUUUGGAAAUUCAAGACAUAAUACGUUUUUCUCUGCCUUAACCUAGGUCUACGUUUAUGUACUGGCAGUGAAUAUUGGAACACAGCCUGGAUAAUUUUCCUAAGAUUUUGACUACAUAAUCGGUAUUAUUCGGCAACUACUUGAACUGUCGGCUCUUUCUGAAACGAGACACGCGUAGGAAUUGUCAAAAUGUUGAUGCCAAAAAAGAAUCGUGUGGCUAUUUAUGAGUACCUUUUCAAGGAGGGAGUCAUGGUAGCAAAAAAGGACUAUCAUGCGUCCAAACAUCCAGAGUUAGAAAAUAUUCCUAAUCUUCAGGUUAUUAAAGCUAUGCAGUCUUUGAAAUCUAAAGGAUACGUAAAGGAACAAUUUGCAUGGAGACAUUUUUACUGGUAUCUUACAAAUGAUGGUAUAGAAUAUUUACGUGGAUAUUUACAUCUACCACCUGAAAUUGUACCCUCUACCCUUAAGAAGCAACCAAGAUCCGAAACUACGAGGCCAAGACCUGCCACAACUAGAAGCGAGGGUUCGAGAUCAACGGAGGAUCGUGCAGGAUAUAGACGAGGUCCAGGUGGUCCUCCAGGUACCGGUGAUAAAAAGGCUGAUGUUGGCGCAGGUACCGGCGAUCUCGAAUUUCGCGGUGGCUUUGGCCGUGGAAAAGCCCUUCAAUGAUUUUCUCUUUUUUUAAUGUAAAAUAAAUAUAUUAAAAAAAAAACGCUUUUCUCUUGACUUUAUACACGAAUGAUUUCAACUAUAUACUUGUAAUAAGCAUUAUAUGUUUAAAAAAGAAAAAAAUAUGAAAUUAAGUUGAGUCAGUUUCUUUAUUAUUCGAUACAUUAUAAAUCGGCUGCUUAUAUUAUUACUUUGCUUCGAAUAACAUUUGUUCUUAAUUUCUCAAUUUAUAACUUAUUUAUUAUAUGGAAGCAGCGAUUGCAAGAAUGAAUAUUGUAAAGAAUUAUAAUGCAUUUCUAAAUUAGACUCUUUUUAAGUGAGGAACAAAUUCAUUUUAUCCUAAUUGGGAUUUAGGAUCAGUCAUCACAGAUUUUUGUUUGUACUUCUACACCAAAGAGUACAAGUAAUUUUUACAAUUGCAGUUCUCGUCGAGCUUAUAGUCGAGUCUAAAUAAAUGUUUCUAAAGUCUGCGUAAAUGUUGCGAUUCAACUAAAAACAAAAUCUUUGUAUUAUGUAAAGUGUUACAAUGUAGGUUUAUAUAGUAAUAGAUGCAAGAAGAUAACUGAC